AUUCCUAUUCUCUCCAUUUUUGAUGAACCAAACGCCCCUUAUUAUCCUCCUAUAUCUACCUUUUGUUUGCAUGUCAAUAUUUCAACCUCAUCCUCCUUCUCAAAGCCAUGCAAACACUUCAAAAUCCUUUAAUUGAUCCUCCUGAUUACUUGCAAGACAAGGAUGUUCUUCAAGAAUGCAAGGAUUUAAUAGCCUCACUACCCACAGAAAAAGGGUGGGUUGCAAAUUAUCUACAUCAAUACCAAGGCUUUUGGCACACAACUAGGCAACUCAAAGGAGUUAUUUCUUGCCAAAAUCAUUUCCAAGCUCAAAAUUCUGAUAUCUUCCUUGUAACCACUCCUAAAUCAGGUUCAACUUGGCUUAAAUCAAUCAUAUUUGCUUUAGUGAACCGGGUUCACUUCCCAAACCCUAAAACACACCACCCUUUGCUCACUCAUAACCCACACCAUCUCGUUCCUUUCUUAGAGUAUCAAUACAUCAAAACCCAGUUUCCUGACGAUGUCAUGAUCGAAUCUCCGAGAUUUUUCUCGACCCAUUUACCGUUUUCUUCUCUUCCGAAAUCAGUGGCGGAAUCAGGAUCUAAGCUUGUUUACUUGUGUAGAAACCCUAAAGACACUUUUGUGUCUAUGUGGCACUUCACUAACAAGUUAAGACCUAAUGAAAAAGGUGAAAAUUCACUGGAAGAGACUCUUGAAAAAUUCUGUAGAGGUGUGAGCUUGUACGGACCGUUUUGGGAUCAUGUUUUAGGGUAUUGGAAGCAAAGCUUGGAGAAUCCUGAAACGGUUUUGUUCUUGAAAUAUGAAGAUUUCAAGAAAAAGCCUAAAGAACAUGUAAUGAAAUUAUGCGAAUUCUUGGGUUGUCCUUUUUCUGAAGAAGAAGAAAAUAAUGGUGUGAUUGAUGAAAUCUUGAACUUGUGUAGUUUUGAUAAUUUGAGCAGUCUUGAAGUGAAUAAGACCGGGAAGUUGCCGUCCGGGGAGGAGAAUAGUGCAUUUUUCAGGCGAGGUUUGAUCGGAGAUUCUGAGAAUUAUCUGACGGAUGAGAUGUCAGAAAAAAUGGACCGCAUCACUCAGGAAAAAUUGCAGGGUUGUGGAUUAUAUUUGUAAUGUAAGGUCAUCAUCAGUACUCUAUGGAUUAUUCUCAUAAUUUUGGCAUAUCAUCUAUUAAUGGUUGAACAUUAGUCUAUUAUUACUGUGUAAUGGUUGGCUUAAAAGUUUAUUGUCCUUUUGUCGCAUUAUAAUCAAAUAUUAUGUGGGAUUCGACC
Molecule: messenger RNA, 1261 nt
Organism: Mercurialis annua (annual mercury)
Lineage: Eukaryota; Viridiplantae; Streptophyta; Magnoliopsida; Malpighiales; Euphorbiaceae
Product: cytosolic sulfotransferase 13
Exons: 1
Coding region: 108-1103 (331 amino acids)
Biological process (GO): sulfation
Cellular component (GO): cytoplasm
Molecular function (GO): sulfotransferase activity
Source: RefSeq, a predicted model, not a curated record